Molecule: messenger RNA, 3043 nt
Organism: Helianthus annuus (common sunflower)
Lineage: Eukaryota; Viridiplantae; Streptophyta; Magnoliopsida; Asterales; Asteraceae
Product: protein MEI2-like 2
Exons: 12
Coding region: 328-2568 (746 amino acids)
Molecular function (GO): RNA binding
Source: RefSeq, a predicted model, not a curated record
UACCCUUCGUUGAAAUCAUUCCGAAAUUUCCCACUUCUCCCAUCACAACUUUCUCUCUCUAACUAUACAUAUAUAUCUAUAGAUUUUGCAACUUGGUGUGUGUGUAUAGACUUUAAAGAGAGAGAAAAAGACAUUUCUCUCCCUUCAAGUCCACAUCCUCAGGACCCCAAACUCUAAUUUCUCUUUCUUCAUUUGAUCAAAAUAGAAAGAUUUUUUGAUUGAAUCUUUUGUAAAUUCAUAUGGGCUUUUGAUUAUUCUGGUCUUCUUUAAUCUUCUUCACACACCCUUUUGUUUCUUGGUUUGACCUUCUUCUUCAGGUUGUUCAUUAUGAAGUCAACGAAUUUCGCAAAAGCGGUAGGAAGUGGAGCCCGUGGAAUGUUAUCGGGAUCUGAUGAUGUCACUCUUUUCUCAAGUUCGUUACCGGUUCUACCUCAUGAAAAAUUAAUCUUGAAUAACACCGAAAACGAUCAUCACCAGACCAAUGAUUUGCUUGAAGAUAUUGAAGAUCAUGCAAUUGGAAACUUGUUACCCGAUGAAGAUGAUCUAUUAGCCGGUGUGAUGGACGGUUUUGACGUGAAAACGUUUCCGAACCGUGCCGAUGAUACCGAAGAUUUUGAUAUUUUUGGAAGUGGUGGAGGUAUGGAACUGGAAUCGGAUAUGAUUGAUAAUGUGAAUUUUGGUAUGUCAAGGGUUAGUUUGGGUGAUGGGGCUGUAGCUAAUGGUGGGGCCCAUUACAGAAUUCCGAAUGGCAUGGGACCCGUUGCUGGGGAACAUCCGUAUGGCGAGCAUCCUUCUAGAACGUUGUUUGUUCGUAACAUUAACAGUAAUGUCGAGGAUUCAGAACUAAGAACUUUGUUUGAGCAAUAUGGUGAUAUUAGAACACUGUACACAGCAUGUAAACACAGGGGAUUCGUGAUGAUAUCUUAUUAUGAUAUUCGUGCUGCUCGCACCGCCAUGCGUGCAUUACAAAACAAGCCUCUAAGGAGAAGAAAGUUGGACAUUCACUACUCAAUUCCGAAGGAUAACCCGUCUGACAAAGACGUAAAUCAAGGAACAUUGGUUGCUUUCAAUUUGGACCCGUCGGUUUCGUGUGAAGACCUCCUUCAAAUCUUCGGAGCGUACGGGGAGGUUAAGGAGAUUCGGGAGACCCCGCACAAAAGGCACCAUAAGUUUAUUGAAUAUUAUGAUGUUAGAGCUGCGGAAGCGGCACUUAGGUCUCUCAACAGGAGUGACAUUGCCGGGAAACGUAUAAAGCUUGAACCGAGUCGUCCUGGCGGAGCCCGCCGAAACCAAAUCUUGCAACUAAGUCAAGAGUUUGACCAGGAUGACACACGAAGCUUUAGACUCCAAGUCGGUCCCUCGAUUGCCAACUCUCCUCCAGGUUUUUGGCCACAAUUCGGCAGUCCUAUGGAACACAGUCCUAUGCAAAAUCUUAGCAAAUCGCCCGUCUUUACUUCAAUGAGCCCUAGCAGUCUACCUGAAUUGGCUUCUAUUUUGCAUCCACAACCAACAAAGAUAGCACCGAUUGGCAAAGAUCACAAGUUGACUCAACUAAAUGGGUCAAUGCCCACUUUUGGUGCUUCAAGUUCAACCACUUCCAGAAUCGAAACGUUGACAGGCCCACAAUUUCUGUGGGGAAGUCCCAAUAGAUCUAGCCAUGGGUUCCCGACCACGGGUCAAUCACCAACCAUGGUUCACCCAUUUGCGGGCCAACCAGGCCCGUUUCAUGGCUCAUCGCAUCAACACCAUCAUGUGGGGUCCGCACCAUCUGGGAUCCCCUUUGACCAGCACUUUGGUCGGUAUCACGAGUCCCCCGAAACACUAUUUAUGAGUCCACCAACUUUCGGGGGCCAAAGUUUCUUAAAUUCUCGUGGGACCGUGAAAAACGUUUCCUAUUCUGGAAACUUUACGGAAAACGGUUCCCCUAAUUUCAGCAACAUGUCUCCGAGGAUGAGUCCUAUGUUUCUAGGUAACGGGCAUUAUCCGGGACUAGGGUCCAUGAAUAUAGAUAGCAUGAAUGAAAGAAGCCGAAAUCAUCAUGUUGACCAUAAUGUAAACCAGAUGGAUAACAAGAAACAGUUUCAGCUUGAUCUUGAUAAAAUCAUCAAAGCGGAAGAUACUCGAACAACUUUAAUGAUUAAAAACAUCCCUAAUAAGUAUACUUCAAAGAUGUUGCUAGCUUCCAUUGAUGAAAAUCAUAGCGGUACUUAUGAUUUUCUCUACCUCCCAAUCGAUUUCAAGAACAAAUGCAAUGUUGGGUAUGCAUUUAUCAACAUGCUUUCACCGAUGCAUAUAAUCCCGUUUUAUCAGGAUUUUAAUGGGAAAAAGUGGGAGAAAUUCAACAGUGAAAAAGUAGCUUCAUUGGCAUAUGCUAGAAUCCAAGGAAAGGCUGCACUUGUAACCCAUUUUCAAGAUUCCAGUUUAAUGAACGAAGAUAAACGCUGCCAGCCCAUUAUAUUUCAUUCUGAGGGCUCGGAGUCUGUUGAUCAGGAGCAUCUUUCGUCUGGUAGCUUGAGCCUAAAAGACUAUCCAUACUUGGGUAGCCCACCAAAUGAUGCUAAACGUUGAUGCAUGGGUGCAAAGGGUCAUGUCUUUUGAGCCAUAAAGUUGGCUUUAAACGGUACAUAACUUGUAUAUAGAACUAGAAAGCCCAGAGUAAGUGUAAACCGGGUGUGGGUUGUUUUUUGUAUUUUGAGAAGAAAAGAAAGGAUGUUUAGGUGAAUUGAAAGGGAAUCAUGAUGUGGAGUCAUGCCGACCAUGGCCGGGUCAGAGUUUUGACCCGAAGAUAUUAAGUUAUGGGGUUGAAAGAGGUGAAUGACCUUGAAACUGUAUAGGUGGAGGUUGCAGAUAUAAGAAUUAUGGUGUGACUUCCUAUUUUUCACCUCUUUUUUGUAUAGUGGCUUGUUAACUUCAAGUGAUAUGGUGGUUUAUGGGACAAUUGUAUAGUAAGACUAGGAGCUUGUGAACGAACUCUUUUGAGAACUUGGUGUAUGAUGUUAAAAGAUGUAAUACUUUGACGUUUGACUAAAUUUCUUGCUUUCUA